UUCCAGGCUGACCAACUGACAGAAGAACAAAUCGCUGAAUUCAAAGAGGCAUUCUCGCUCUUCGAUAAAGAUGGUGAUGGCACCAUCACGACAAAAGAAUUGGGCACAGUGAUGCGAUCACUAGGACAAAAUCCAACAGAAGCCGAACUGCAAGACAUGAUAAAUGAAGUCGAUGCUGACGGUGAGUGUUCAGAAGUUAAUUAACAUACUUUUGUAUGG
Messenger RNA from Rhagoletis zephyria (snowberry fruit fly), 219 nucleotides. RefSeq names its product calmodulin-like. Gene Ontology annotation, cellular component: myosin II complex. The record is from RefSeq and is a predicted model, not a curated record. Gene Ontology annotation, molecular function: calcium ion binding. Lineage: Eukaryota; Metazoa; Arthropoda; Insecta; Diptera; Tephritidae.